Molecule: messenger RNA, 1085 nt
Organism: Vespula pensylvanica (western yellowjacket)
Lineage: Eukaryota; Metazoa; Arthropoda; Insecta; Hymenoptera; Vespidae
Gene: CPR14
Product: endocuticle structural glycoprotein SgAbd-1-like
Exons: 4
Coding region: 139-570 (143 amino acids)
Cellular component (GO): chitin-based extracellular matrix
Molecular function (GO): structural constituent of chitin-based larval cuticle
Source: RefSeq, a predicted model, not a curated record
CAGGGAUGACCCCUUUCACUGUAGCACGUUGGUACGGUCGCGUAUAUAAAGAGCCGAAGCAUCUGACGAAGAAGCACAAGUACCAACCCAUCUGCAUCCCAAGCUCCCCGACCGGUGUCUGUGUGACCGAGAGAGAUUAUGUACACUAUUAAGGUGUUGGUGGGCCUCGUACUCUGUACGGCAGGAACCUUUGGCGCACCUCAACGACCAUCGGGUGGCGCUGACAAGGAUGCGGUGAUUACGUCUCAACAACUCGAAGUCAAUUUCGAUGGCAAUUACGUAAAUAACUUUGAAACGAGCAACGGCAUCAGUCAUCAGGAAUCCGGUCAACCUAAACAAGUGGAUAACGAGACUCCAGUAGUUUCCCAGGGUUCGGACUCCUAUACGGCGCCGGAUGGACAACAGGUCAGCAUCACGUACGUUGCCGAUGAAAAUGGAUUCCAGGUUCAAGGUUCACACAUCCCAACGGCACCUCCAAUCCCUCCGGAGAUUCAAAGGGCGCUCGAAUGGAACGCGGCUCACCCUGAGGAGGACGAUGGUGGUCAAGGAAGACCGAACCCGAGAGGUUAAACAGCCAAACUUUACCUCAAACGUGACCUGAUUCCAAGCCAGCUUGCCAUGGAUAGAACCGACCCCGAACUACCGAUGCAAACCAUAAAAAUAAAUAUAGUGUGGUAUAUUAAUCUAGGAUACACGUAACCGAAGCAAAAAGGCAUUGAAAUCGGUAUAUAAUAACUAUAUACUUCCGCGAGAUUCUUUAUAUUUUAUUUGUAUAGAAGUAUGAAGAAGAAAAAAAAUAUUUAAAAAACAAAAAAAAAACAAAAAAAAAAAAGAAAAUAACACGUUCUAUGAAUAAUAAUAUCGCACCGUUCAGCAAUUCACGAAGGAUCGUUACCGAGUUGCUUCUCGACCACGCAGCAAUCUCUCGUACGCGUGUCAUAGUCGAUGCAGUGCAUCGAUCCACCCUGAUGCGCGUAUCGAGCGUGCUUAGUAUAUAGAUUAUUAUAUAUAUAUAUAAUAUAUAUAAAUAUAUAUACUUAACUUGUGAUUUUUGUAUAUAAAUAAAAAGAAUACAUUCUGCCGAA